UCAAAAAAAUUUUGGAUCGUUAAACCCUGCGAGAAAUCCAGUUCCCAUUUUCAGGAUUUUAAGGAGGGUUUUGAGAAUCAGAUUCAGAGAAGCAGAGAGAGAGAGAGCGGCGGCAUAAAUUAAUGUGCUUCUCUUCUGUCUGAAACGGCGUCGCACAUGGGAGGUAUGGAUGAAGAAAUGGUAGAUGAGAUUGCAGAGCCGUUUGUGGCGGUGGAAAUCGAUCUCGAUUACGAGUUCGACGCUGUGCGCUACUUUGAUUUCAGUCGUGACGAGUCGCCGGCGGAGGCGCGUCAGGCCGAGCUUUGGUUUGAGUCCGCAAAGAGUUAUCCUCCUUCUCCUUUUGUAGCAAAGUUGGUUUUGAGGGAGGAUAUCCUCUUGGGAAAUGUUAACACCUCUCCAAAAUCAAAAGACAUGGAGAUCGCGGUGGUACCUGACAGUGACUCUGCUGUUGCCCUGGGCCAAGAGAUUUUUACAACGGAUGCAAAUAACAGAGACUGUGGUGGAACGAUCACCAAUUUACAGAGUGGCUACCUACAAAAUGUCCAUAGUCAAGCACAAGAAUCAAUCUCAGGAUUGAUAUUUUACAAUCACAUGUUGAAUGAUAAUCCAAAAGCUAAAACUAAGUCUACUGUCAAGUCCGUUCUGCCAAGAAGCUCAACUUUGAUGAAACCGACAGCAAGUCAGCUGGCGAAGCAGAACCGACCCCAUCAAGUUGGUAGUUUCAGAUUCCAGACGCUAUUGGCUCAAAAUAAUGAGAGAGGCUGCAUUAAUUCUUCUGGGGUUGAAAGUCAAGCUGCCAAGAGGCAGAAACUAGAGGGAGGCCACUUGUUUAAGGUAGCUGAUACAAAGGAACAAACAAAUUUGGUUCAUAAGGUGCCUAAGAAGGAUGCCACCAUUGAUGGAAACUCCAUGCAGGCUCGGCUGAAGCUUACUAUUCCAAGAGAGCCAAAUCUUGAGACAGCAUACAGGACACAAAGAAUGAGGUCUAAGCAUCAUACAGAAGUAGACCAAGUGGCAUUGAAUGUGCAUAGAUUCAAAGCACGCCCAUUAAACAGAAAAAUUCUUGAGGCUCCUUCAUUACCACUACCAAAAAAGAGCACUCCACGCUUGCCAGAGUUUCAAGAAUUUCACCUGAAGACUUCGGAGAGGGCUAGGCAACACACAACUGGUUCAUCUUCCUCACUUCAUUGCAAUGACCCUGAUAAGGGCUUGCAGAAACCUAGUACUAACUCUGUUCCAGAAAAUGGGAACAAAGAUUUGAGAAGACCAAACACCACAGAUGCUCCAAAGCAGGAUGCAUGUGAAACAGUGCGCACCUUUAAAGCUCGUCCUCUUAAUAAGAAGAUAUUUUCAAGCAAAGGAGAUAUUGGUGUUUUCCGUAAUAGCAAGCGGGAAACUACUGUGCCAUUGGAAUUUAAUUUCCAGACAGAGAAGAGGGCUCAGCAUAAUCCACCAAUAGAACUUUUCAAUAAGCUUUCCCUGACAUCUGAACUUCAACAGAAAAAUGAUUCUCAGUUCAAAGUGCCUCAACCUACCUGUGUAUCUACAAAGGGCUCAAAAGAGAAUAGAUUGGGUUUUUCCCAACCGGAAAAUGAGAUAGCAUAUCUGGUGAAAGACAAACUGCCCCAGUCCAGGGGAGUUCAGAUUCAAUGUGGAAGCAAUGGAGGCAUCAACGAAAUCAAUACUAAAUCUGGGAUAAGCAGGAGUUUGGGCAUCCGCUGACUGUAAAAAGAGAGCUAAUCGUCUAAAAUGGUGGUCUGCUUUAGUCAUCAGAGUUUAGAUUUUUUCUGAUAGCUGGAAGACUGAUGAAUAAAUACUCUUAUUAUUGAUGGUGGCAUGAUAAUUCAGAAAUGCCAAGCUUCUGUAUACAAGAUCCAUUGAAGCCUACAUCUUACCUUAAAAAUCUUUCCUUUUUAUUUUUUCUCGAUGGUUGGGGUCUUGAGGGUUUGGUGGGCGGGUGGAAGACUGAUCUUCUGACAGGAGUUAGACUGACUUGUUUCAUGUUUCUCAAGAUUUGUGAGUCUCAGUUAAUUCCCCAAUAAAAAUGUGAGUGCCAGUGUUGUACAGCCUCGAGGCCUCUUCCCUUCAAAACCAUCUUCCCACCAUCUUGUAGCAUCAACAACACAUGUAAUGGUUACAUCUAAGAAAUGUAUACAAAAACAUUUACAUUUCCAUGAAGCUCUCUCCCUUGGUGACAUUUCAAUUGAAAUUUCUAUGCAUUAUUUCCUG
This is a messenger RNA of Vitis riparia (riverbank grape), 2229 nucleotides long. RefSeq names its product protein TPX2-like. Gene Ontology annotation, molecular function: microtubule binding; protein kinase activator activity. The transcript is spliced from 18 exons. Gene Ontology annotation, cellular component: mitotic spindle; nuclear microtubule. The coding region runs from base 157 to 1722 and encodes 521 amino acids. NCBI's taxonomy places the organism in Eukaryota, Viridiplantae, Streptophyta, Magnoliopsida, Vitales, Vitaceae. Gene Ontology annotation, biological process: activation of protein kinase activity; regulation of mitotic spindle organization; mitotic spindle assembly. The record is from RefSeq and is a predicted model, not a curated record.